ACCGCAUACCUCGAUUAGACCCGCCCACACUGUGUGCAUCAGCAUCAAGCUAAGGUCACUCUCAUUCGGGAACUUACCCAGCACUGCACCGCACCAGCAAAGGAGAGAUUUGCUGCAAAUCCACAACCAAAAUGUCUCUGUCAAACAAACUCACUUUGGACAAGGUGGAUGUGAAAGGGAAGCGCGUGAUCAUGAGGGUUGACUUCAACGUGCCUAUGAAGGACAAGACGAUAACAAAUAACCAGAGAAUCAAGGCUGCAGUCCCAUCAAUUCAAUAUUGUUUAGAUAAUGGGGCCAAAGCUGUAGUUCUGAUGAGCCACUUGGGCCGGCCAGAUGGAGUCCCCAUGCCAGACAAGUACUCUCUGGAGCCUGUGGUUGCAGAACUCAAGAACCUGCUGGGAAAAGACGUUCAGUUCCUGAAGGACUGUGUGGGUCCAGAUGUGGAGAAAGCCUGUGCAGACCCACCUGCAGGUUCUGUCAUUCUGCUGGAGAACCUGCGGUUCCAUGUGGCCGAGGAGGGCAAAGGCAAAGACGCAUCGGGUAACAAGACCAAAGCAAGUCAGGGGGAAAUCGAUUCUUUCCGAGCCUCCCUAUCCAAGCUGGGUGAUGUCUACGUCAACGAUGCCUUUGGAACAGCGCACAGAGCUCAUAGCUCCAUGGUUGGAGUGAAUCUCCCUCAGAAGGCAGCUGGUUUUCUGAUGAAGAAGGAGUUGGACUACUUUGCCAUGGCCCUUGAGAAACCACAGAAGCCUUUCUUGGCCAUUCUCGGAGGUGAAAUGAUCGGCACUUCCCUGUAUGACGAAGAGGGUGCCAAUAUUGUGAAAGACCUCAUGGCUAAGGCCGAAAAGAAUGGUGUGAAGAUCACACUUCCUGUUGACUUCGUCACUGCAGACAAGUUUGAUGAGAAAGCGGCGUCAGGGACUGCAUCAGUAGCCGAUGGUAUUCCAGCAGGCUGGAUGGGUCUAGACUGUGGUCCUGAGAGCUCAAAGCUCUAUGCAGAGGCUGUAGCCAGAGCCAAGCAGAUUGUGUGGAAUGGACCUGUUGGUGUGUUUGAGUGGGACAACUUCUCUCGUGGAACCAAGAACUUGAUGGACAAAGUUGUGGAUGCGACCAAAAACGGCUGCAUCACCAUUAUUGGUGGGGGAGACACAGCAACCUGCUGUGCCAAGUGGGACACAGAAGACAAGGUCAGUCAUGUGAGCACAGGAGGCGGAGCCAGUCUGGAGCUGCUGGAGGGUAAAGUGUUGCCUGGUGUUGAUGCCCUCAGCAACGCAUAAUUGCUCUGAGCCUCUUCUGCCAAGGGUUGGGUGCUCAUCUCCCAAGAAGCUGUCAUUCUUACUCACUCAGCAUUUGUUCAGUGUUCUAUCACCUGUCAGGAUGCAAAUGACAACUACUCCACUCUCUAUGGACUCUGACCUGUUGACUCAUGCACAUUCAGAUCAUCCAUUUGCUUAUCUUCUAUCAAAUAACCUAAAGCGUUUCUCAUUCAAGAUGUUUUCAUCCAUUAUGAGUGAAAGGUUGACAUCAGCAGUAAUGGCUGUUCCUGUUAUGGUUGUUAUAUUCGAGAAGAUGGGUCAUUUGUUUUAUCUGCUUAAGUGUUAAUGUGUCCCAUUGUAGUCUGAAUGUGUGCAUAGUGUAAUCGUUGUGUUGUAAUUCUAAAGUUUAUAUUUGAUAUUUGUGGCCUCCCCACAGAUGUUGAGUACCUGUAAUACUGUAGACACUUUCCUCCCCAUAUUGCACUUGUCAUCCUUGACCUGCAGCUUAUGAGAUAGAUGUUCUGCACUGGAAUUAUUAUGAUGGGCUAAUUGUUAGACCCAGGCGACCUGUCAUGGAGUAAGAAUGAAAAUAAUAAUAAAAAUCA
Messenger RNA from Sinocyclocheilus rhinocerous, 1861 nucleotides. Its product is annotated as phosphoglycerate kinase 1-like. Bases 132 to 1277 code for a protein of 381 amino acids. Gene Ontology annotation, molecular function: ADP binding; ATP binding; phosphoglycerate kinase activity. The record is from RefSeq and is a predicted model, not a curated record. The transcript is spliced from 10 exons. Gene Ontology annotation, biological process: glycolytic process; gluconeogenesis. Gene Ontology annotation, cellular component: cytosol. Lineage: Eukaryota; Metazoa; Chordata; Actinopteri; Cypriniformes; Cyprinidae.